Messenger RNA from Acyrthosiphon pisum (pea aphid), 1428 nucleotides. It is a transcript of the gene eEF1gamma, whose product is annotated as elongation factor 1-gamma. Gene Ontology annotation, molecular function: translation elongation factor activity. Gene Ontology annotation, cellular component: nucleus; cytoplasm. Lineage: Eukaryota; Metazoa; Arthropoda; Insecta; Hemiptera; Aphididae. Gene Ontology annotation, biological process: translational elongation. The record is from RefSeq and is marked provisional.
CUUUCUUUCUUUUAUCACCGGACGGCCGCCGUGAACGUUACGCUCACGUCGUUGCAAUUACACAUACACACACGUACACUCGCAAGCAGAAAAAUGGCGUCAGGCACCCUGUACACGUAUUUGAACAACUUCCGAGCGUACAAGGCCCUUAUAGCGGCCCAGUAUAGCGGAGCCGAUGUCAAAGUCGACCCGGCGUUCGAAUUCGGCGUCACCAACAAACAGGAAGAUUUCCUCAAGAAGUUCCCCCAAGGAAAGGUACCGGCAUUUGAAUCUAACAAGAAGGAAUAUCUGACAGAAAGCAAUGCCAUUGCCUAUUUUGUAUCCAGUGAACAACUCAAAGGAUCUACUCCAUAUGAAAAAGCUCUUGUACAACAAUUUAUUAGUUAUGCUGAUAAUGAAAUUUUGCCAGCUUCUUAUGCUUGGGUAUAUCCUUCUCUUAGCGUUGUCCAAUUCAAUAAAUCGUCUGUCGAUAAAGCUAUUGAAGAUGUCAAAGGGAUUUUGGAGUACUUGAAUAAUUAUCUGCUGACAAAAACAUACUUAGUUGGUGAGCGCAUUACAUUGGCCGAUAUAACUGUAGCCUGCUCAUUACUACAAUUAUAUCAGCAUGUUAUAAAUCCAAUAUUCAAGGAACCAUACACCAAUGUAAACAGAUGGUUUGAUACUAUUGUUAACCAACCUAAAGUAGUUAAAGUCAUUGGAAAGUUUGAGUACUGUCAAAAGACUCUUGAAUUCAAAAAAGACUACUCUGAACUCCAAGGUGGAUCUGGAGAAAAGAAACCACAAGCUAAAAAAGAAAAAGCCCCUAAAAAGGCAGCAGCCCCCAAAGAAGUUGUUCAAGAAGAAGAACCUGAUGCAGCUGACCUCAUUUUAGCUGCUGAACCCAAGUCCAGUAAUCCUUUUGAUGCUCUUCCUAAAGGAACAUUCAACAUGGAUGAGUUUAAGAGAGUUUACAGUAACGAAGAAGAAUCUAAGUCUAUUGCUUACUUCUGGGACCACUUUGACAAGGAAAAUUAUUCAAUUUGGUUUGGUGAAUAUAAGUACAACCAUGAAUUACAGAAAGUGUUCAUGAGUUGUAAUCUAAUCUCUGGAAUGUACCAGCGAUUGGAUAAGAUGAGAAAGCAGGCUUUUGCAUCUGUAUGUCUCUUUGGUACAGAAGGAGAUAGCACAAUUUCUGGUGUUUGGAUUUGGAGAGGACAUGAUCUUGCAUUUGAAAUGAGUAAUGAUUGGAAAGUUGAUUAUGAUGUCUACACAUGGAAAAAACUGGAUGCCGACAGUGAAGAAACAAAGAAAAUUGUAAGCGAGUACUUAGCAUGGACUGCCAAGGACAAGGAUGGCAGACCUUUCAAUCAAGGAAAAAUAUUCAAAUAAAUACUCGUUACUUUAUAUCUAAAAUUGAUCAUAUUUAAUAAUAUAAAAAGAAAGAAACAA